Molecule: messenger RNA, 312 nt
Organism: Gongylonema pulchrum
Lineage: Eukaryota; Metazoa; Nematoda; Chromadorea; Rhabditida; Gongylonematidae
Source: the annotation of a GenBank genome assembly
AUGUAUGCAGGCGGGCGACCCCGAAUGCCCGGGAUGAUCGAGCAUCCCAUGCAACCAUUUCUGCGCCCCGAAGUACCACGACUCGGCGCCAGUGGUGGCGCCCCCCUCAACAAUCCGCUAGGAGUGGCAAAAUUCGCUUCCGGAGCGCUAAAUUUGUUUCCAGCAGCAGUUUCACAGCCGACGCCAGUUGUUCCAUUAAUCGUUUCGCAAGCCGCUGCUCCAGGGAAUCUCUUCGGUCUUAGGCCAUUGCUUCCUGUGCCAUGUCCAGUCACACAGAGACUGGCACAGCUGCGCGUCGGUAUUUGGAAAUAG